Juglans microcarpa x Juglans regia is the source of this 919-nucleotide messenger RNA. RefSeq lists its product as uncharacterized. NCBI's taxonomy places the organism in Eukaryota, Viridiplantae, Streptophyta, Magnoliopsida, Fagales, Juglandaceae. Bases 315 to 749 code for a protein of 144 amino acids. The transcript is spliced from 2 exons. The record is from RefSeq and is a predicted model, not a curated record.
UUUACGACAUGAUAUAUACCCAGAGGCCAGAAGAUAUGAACCAAAUAGUAAACAACCGAUAAAUGCAGCUUUUUGCAUAAAGGAGCAAAUAUCGGCACAUUUCCACAGUUUAUCUGGUUUAACUGUCUCCUAAAGUUUCCUGCUUUGUUCCAUAUCCACCUGGCCCAAACAACGACCAGAAAAAAUCCCGGUUUUAAGAUAAGGGGUGAGCGGAUGAGAAUUUAGGAAUAGAAAAAGGAAAGAAUUAGAAAACUCCCCCCCUCCCCCCCAAAAAAAAAAUGAAAAUCUCGAGUCAUCGCUAAUACACAUUGCACAUGGCGCGUGUUGGUGCUCUAUCACCAAGCCAGUCUUUCCUAUGUGCCAAAACCAAACACUCCGUAUCACCUCUUUUCUAUUCUUCCGUGAGCUGUUCGAGAGACAGGGUUAGGCGGCAGUUUGGUUCAAUUAGAGCGGAGACCAUGGCCACUGAGAAACUGGGAAUCAAGAUCGAGAAGAACCCACCCGAAUCCAAGCUCACCGAACUCGGUAUCAGAAAAUGGCCCAAGUGGGGUUGCCCUCCAAGCAAAUUCCCAUGGACAUAUGAUACUAAAGAGACUUGCUAUCUGCUUGAAGGAAAAGUGAAGGUUACGCCUGAUGGGGCUUCUGAGUCGGUGGAGAUAGGUGCUGGUGACUUGGUCGAGUUCCCAAAAGGAAUGAGCUGCACUUGGGAUGUCUCAGUAGGUGUGGAUAAGCAUUAUAAUAUGGGCUAGUGACUUCCUGAAACCUUUUGCCGUAUGUUCCAGUAUAUGCACUCAUGAAGUAAAUUGGGAUAGUCUUCAUAAUGUAUGCCAUUGACUGUGAACCUAUCUGGCAUUAAUUCUGUGUAAAGUAUGAUGAACAUGUGAUUCUGAGAUUUUACAACUAGUUUCAACUUUCUGAA